Molecule: messenger RNA, 759 nt
Organism: Debaryomyces hansenii CBS767
Lineage: Eukaryota; Fungi; Ascomycota; Pichiomycetes; Serinales; Debaryomycetaceae
Product: methylated-DNA--protein-cysteine methyltransferase
Exons: 1
Coding region: 1-759 (252 amino acids)
Biological process (GO): DNA repair
Molecular function (GO): catalytic activity
Source: RefSeq, a predicted model, not a curated record
AUGUCAUGCAACAAUAUAAAAUCUAAUUUAGUCUGUGGUUACUUGCUGAGCAUGGUAUAUUCUGUCAAAAUUAUACGAACAAACUCAAAUUUUUUUUGCUUUCAAUGUUUUCUUCUCGUGUAUAAAACAUUGAAUUAUCUCUCUGAGUAUUCUACAGAGUAUUCUACAGAGUAUUUAAUUAGAAUGAAGAACAUAUAUUUGUUAUAUUCUAUUAUUGAUGUGAGUUAUACAAAGGCACUUAUUGUGACAAAUACACACGGUAGCCUCUAUUAUGCUUCGCUUGGGGAUAAGCCAGAAGUUUUGAUUGUGACAAUGAAGAAAGAUUUUGCUCGCUUCAAGAAUUAUGUGCUUCAACCCAUAGUAGGAAAAGCGAAUUCAGAAGUAUCAGAAACGUUAGAGAAGUUUAGGUUAAUGGCUGAAGAUCCGAGAUUAAUCAAUACCAUGCAUAAGCAGAUACCAUAUGAAUUCAUUUUUGGAACAGAAUUGCAACGAAAAGUUUGGAAUCAGCUCAUGAAUACUAAUGCGCUGGAAACAGUAUGCUACUCACAAAUGGCUUCUAAUUUAGGAAUGCCAAAGUCCAGUAGAGUAGUAGGGGCUGCUUGUGGAGCGAACAAGAUUGCUCUAUUCGUACCUUGUCAUCGUGCUUUAACAAAGCUGGGUCAAAUAUCUGGUUAUCGCUGGGGGGUACCGUUGAAGCAGAGGUUACUUAAAUUGGAACAGAAACCAUUGCAGAAAGAGUCAAGUUUAAAGGAAAAGUGA